Punica granatum (pomegranate) is the source of this 664-nucleotide messenger RNA. The record is from RefSeq and is a predicted model, not a curated record. NCBI's taxonomy places the organism in Eukaryota, Viridiplantae, Streptophyta, Magnoliopsida, Myrtales, Lythraceae.
AAGAUUCUGCCACGUCAGCAGCCCCUUUGAUCUUAUCCAGAAGUCGACUCCGCAGCGAGUCCCUUGGCCCACAGAAUCUAAUCUCCGCCGCCGUCGAGGCCUGUCGUGGCAUCAUCAGCGCCGCCGAGAGAAGCUAUUCAACAGAACAUGGGCGGCGGCCGGGCAUUGUACCAGGCGGCGGUGAGGGCGUUGCAGGGGAUGAGGGACCAGGCGUCGAGGUGCGACUCCAACGUCAAGAAGGUGCAGCAGGCGCGGAGGUUCUCGUCGACGUCUAGCGGCCUCGACUCUGUGGCCUUAAGGGCGGCGAAGAUCGAGCGGGAGAGGAGGGCCGAGGAGCCUCUCAGGACCGUCAUGUUCUUGAGCUGCUGGGGCCCUAACUGAUCAAAUUAAAGUUUCCUUCAUCUUAGCUUAGUAUAUAGAAGAUUGAGAUGGGAAUUGAUUUAUUGAUCGUAAAGUGUUUUUUUUUCUUUAUUUCCCCUUUGGUGACAUAUACAUGUUAAUAUCUUAUGUAUCAAUUAUCGAGCGUGGAUGGUCUGCCUCUUACUCAACCGACUUGGAUGGCUCGUGACUGCAACAUAUAUACAAAAGAAGUUGUUUAGUGGUAUGAUUAGUCGAGAUGUUGUAAAACCAAAUGCGAAUCAAUUCAGGGAGUUCAAGUUUUCAA